CAGGCCCAGCACUAUAAGGUAAACUACGUACUUAAAGUAGUCGUGUUAUAAUUGAGAGCGUGACCGCGGGUUCAAGCUGCGGAUUUCCCGCGGAUUUGCGCUUACCUUUGCAACACUAAUAUUGUGGCGGCCAUGUUUGCACAUAUCACGCUGGUACUGUUCAACGUUGUAAUGUGUAAAUCAUCGGCCGAGUUCGUGAUGUUCCCAGGAUUCGAUGCGACUCCUUCCUCUAAUACUUGGACUAAUAGAUAUCACAUAGAACAAUUUGUUGACGAAAUAGACGAAACUUUUCACACUACCACGACGAAGAAGCCAGAAAACAAAUCCACCACUUUGAUGCCCGACUUCGACUGCCCUGAAAACGAAAUUCCUAUCAACAUAGGGACAUACGAGGUGCCCACACAAAGGGACCUGGUCCUUCUGGUCCGGAAGAAUUUGAAUAAGAAGUUUCACAGUUAUAACAGAAAAGCGAUGUAUCUUCUUAGAGACAUCAAAGAGGCAUCAAAAGCAGCCAAUCUUUUAGCAAACAAAUGUGCUGGCAAGAAGGAUAAUUACAGGAAGUGUGUAAAGAAGGUGAAAUACCAUAGCACGACGUUAACAAAGAAGCUGAUGAGCACGGUCGAAGAUCACAAAAGGAACAUCACAUUUUUUACACAUGGUAACGUAUGCAAUAUGGCGGAGAUGGCAAUAGAUCCACUAGUGCUUCUCAAAAUGUUGGCUGCGGAAGAAAUAACGUUAAAUUUUGCACUGCCAGCCUUCUUGAGGCUGUUCAGUGACUGCAGAGUUCAUUGUCGAAUCAACUUACCCCCAGGUACGGUAAAGAAGCCAAAGAGACGGUUAACUGACCAAGCGUUUCUAGUCAAACAUAUUCUCGCCAAUAGCGUAAAACAUUCUAAAAUCAAUAAAAAAAGCCGUUGAAAAUAAAAAAGCGAGAACGCAUUAUUUUGAUCGCGCCAUACCAUCAAGCGAUCGAUCGAGCUUUCAAGAGUUCCACAUACCGCACGCUAGAUGGCGUUACUCUCAAUGAACUUUUGACGUGAACUUGCAAUCAAAUUGAAUAACUUAACCAAAAUAUCUAAGCUUUUUGUGAUGUGAAUAACAAAUAACCGUGUGAAACGAUAAAUGACAGUAAUCAAAUUAUAAUACAAUAGUCGUGAAAUGUGUUUUGUGAUUUUGAAACCUUAACAGAGCCAUCCCAGACUAGCAACCUACAGAAAUUCCUUAGGAUUUGGUAUGUUAUUUUCUAUAUUUAUCUUGAAUUAUACCCUAAUUAAAAUUU
This is a messenger RNA of Plodia interpunctella (Indianmeal moth), 1279 nucleotides long. RefSeq lists its product as uncharacterized. The transcript is spliced from 6 exons. The record is from RefSeq and is a predicted model, not a curated record. Bases 133 to 918 code for a protein of 261 amino acids. NCBI's taxonomy places the organism in Eukaryota, Metazoa, Arthropoda, Insecta, Lepidoptera, Pyralidae.